AUGAAUUACCAUCAAGAAGUAUUAAAAUAUAGAUUUAGUAAUUAGAAAUAUCAAUUGAUGAGAAUUCUACUCCCAUUCGAUUCAAAUGAACAGGCAGAAAUAAUUCUUGUUGUGAUGAUACAAUAUUUUAUACUAACUAAAGUACCAAAUUUCUUAUAGUUCUUUUACUCUUGUUUAUUGAAGCUAUUCUAUAUCAGAUGAUAUAUGUAAAUUCCAUUGUAACUUUUAGAUGAAGAUAUAAUAUUAUGAAUUAUUUCUAUCACUUUUAUCUAUAUACUUAUAGAUCAUAACUUAUUGUACUGAUCCUGGAAUAAUGCCUAAAAUUGUAAAAUAUCAACAUAUAUGAAGAUAGUUUUAUAAACAUGAAGAUGAUAUAGAGAAGUUGUAAAUACCUUAAUCAACUAAGAAAAAAGACAUCUAACAUAUAAUUGUCAGAUUAGAAACUCAUACAAUAAGAUUAAAAUAUUGUCCAACUUGUAAAAUAUACAGACCUUCGAGACUUUCUCAUUGUGGUUUUUGCAAUAAUUGUGUUUUAAGAUUUGAUCAUCAUUGUAAUUGGAUUGGCACAUGUAUAGGAAAGAGAAAUGUAAGAUCUUUUUUAUUUUUUUUACUCACUCUAAAUACUUAGUUUAUUUUAGAAAUAGUUUAACUUUCUAUUAUCUAAUCAACUAUCUGUAUAUAUAGUCUAGUUAUGAUGGUUGCUUUAGUUUUUAUUACAAUUUUAACUAUUACUUUGUUCUCCUAUCAUACAUUUCUAAUUUGCAAGAAUUAAACUACAAAUGAACACUUAAAGCAAAUUUGGACUUUAGACAGUGGAAAUCCAUAUGAUAAGUAAGCAUAUUUAAUACUUAACUUAGGGGUUCAUUCUUAAAAAAUAUCUCUAAUGUGUUAUUUAGCCAUGUGUCAAAUAAAUUGGUGUAUUUAAACAGAAGAUUGUUUUCUUAGUCCGUCACUAAGUCUAAAGAAGAUAAAUAAUUCUAUUAAGUCGAGUUGCCAACUGUUAACUCAUAGACUGAUUGA
Paramecium pentaurelia is the source of this 1020-nucleotide messenger RNA. Lineage: Eukaryota; Ciliophora; Oligohymenophorea; Peniculida; Parameciidae. The record is from the annotation of a GenBank genome assembly.